Messenger RNA from Lolium perenne, 2141 nucleotides. The record is from RefSeq and is a predicted model, not a curated record. Lineage: Eukaryota; Viridiplantae; Streptophyta; Magnoliopsida; Poales; Poaceae.
ACAUCACGUGGCUGUCGGUUGUGGCCGCGGUCAUGUCGUUCGCCUACUCGUUCAUCGCGCUUGCGCUAUCGGUGGCGGAGUGGGUGUCUUACGGUGGCUCAUAAGCAAAGACAACUACAGCGAUCAAUCGUGCCGAGCGAUGGCGGCGUUGCGGGGGAUCGGCGCGAAGCUGUCGGAGAACCGGGAGAAGGUGACGAGCGCGCUGCUGCUGGGCUCGUUCGUGGCGCUGGCGGUGCGGUCGUCGGAGCAGCAGCGGGAGCUCGACGACCUGGAGGCCCGCAAGGCGUCCAUCCGCGCCGCCAACUCCGCCAUGUCCUCCGCCAUGUGGGCAUGGAGGGAGGAGCUCUUCGCGCUCGCCGCCAAGCCCUCCCCGCCCAUCACCGCCGCGCGCCUCCGCCACAUCUACGGCGAGGAGGAGCCCGUCCUGCCCGCGCCCAAGCAGCAAGGUCUUUUCCGGAUGGCUGCCCAACACCUCCUGCAUCAUUGACUACAUGGCCAUUAUCUUCUUCGAGUACUUUCACUUCAACCAUGAUGGAACUGCAUGACAAGAAGAACAGAUAAGUACUCCCUCCGUUCCGGAAUAUGCUUGUGCAAAUCUAAUGAUGAUGCUUGUGCAAAUAUGCUUGUGCUUAUGCAAAAAUGAUGAUACAUGGCCAUUAUCUGAAGUUUCGGCCUUCAAUAAUCCUGCCCCAACCAGCCUGCAUACUUUGCUCGCUGAUAUGCUGUUUCUAAAGUUUUCACAUGUUCUUUUUUUUAAGGGGGUUUUCACAUGUUCUUAGGAAUGCAGUUUAUUAGGAAUGCAGUUUCAAGUGAACCAAUAUGUGUAUUAUUAGGACUGUGGUUUUGGCCAUGCGAAAUUGCCACGAUUCCACAUCUUUGCUGUACACAACUACGGAGUACAUCAAGCUCUUCACAGCUGUGUAACCACAAGUUGUGCUACUUUGAGCUACUAUGCUUAUAAUAAUUCAUCUUCCAGGGCUUAGGCCUGCGCCCAGGAGUUAUUGAUGGUGCAAUCAGUAUUUCAGCAUUUCAGUGGUUGUGCAAUGCUGACAAGUCAUCUCAUGAACCAAGAUUGCGGUUAAAAAAUUUGUGGCUCUUAAGAUCCAGAAGAGCGCGCCAGAGUUUGCUCAAGAUUUGAAUUGGUAACCAUGUGGCACUUGCAAUGAUCAGAAUAUAACCUUGACGAGCUGCCACUGCCUGAUGAAGAAGAGCUGGCGCUGCCGGAUGAAGAAGAGCUGGCGCUGCCGGAUGAAGACGAGCUGGCGCUGCCGGAUGAAGACGAGCUGCCGCUGCCAGAUGAAGACGAGAUGCCGCUGCCAGAUGAAGGAGCGUGGCGAGCAGCGUGGCGAACUGGAGGCUGGCGAGCUUGAAUAUGGGGAGGCGGGCGGCGGAGCCAAUCUGAGGCAAGCGGUUCUUCAGGAGGGUGUCGACAAGGAGGAGGCGGAGGCGGGUGGCGGAGCUGUCGCUUCGGCAGCUGUCGAGCAGGAGGGGCCCGAGGAGAAGCAGGCGGAGGCGGGUGGCGGUGCUGCCGCUCCAGCAGCUGUCUAGCAGGAGGUGGCCGAGGAGAACUAGGCGGAGGCGCGUGGUGGAGCUGCCGCUCCAGCAGCUGUCAAGCAGGAAGUGGGCGAGGAGAACCAGGCGGAGGUGCCUGGUGGAGCUGCCGCUCCAGCAGCUGUCGAGCAGGAGCUGGGCGAGGAGAACCAGGCACAGGCGCGUGGUGGAACUGCCGCUCCAGCAGGGUGGAGAGCAUGGCGCUGCUCCGGAGGCUGACGAUCGAUCGAUCGAUUCCAGAUCCGUAUUCCAGGCGGAGGUGCCUGGUGGAGCUUCCGCUCCAGCAGCUGACUUCUGGAUCGAUUCCGUCUGGAUCGAUUCAAGCUCCGGCGGCGUGGUGGAUCGAUUGUCCUGGUGGAGCUCCGUCUGGAUCGAUUGCCCUGGUGGAGCUCCGUCUGGAUCGAUUCCGUCUGGAUCGAUUCCAGCUCCGGGCGCGUGGUGGAGCUGACGGCGAAUGGAUACGGGACUGACUGAUCAGAUCUGAGAGUAAUUUUUUGUUAUGUUUUGAAAUAUGCAGGACUGGAUUGUAAAAUGACAUUUGUGAAACCGUUUUCCUCCCCCAAGUUAAUUAAAAAGGGACGGAGGGAGUA